CUCUUCCCCCCAUAACCAAGAACUCAAGAAAGCCAGCGAUCGAAGCGGGCGAGUGAAAGAGAGAAGAGGGCGAUCGAAACCCUAACCCCCGAUUUCUUCUUGUCGAGAUCCUCGCUCUCUUCUUGUCGAGAUCUCAAGCUCUCGAAACCCUAACUCUAAUGGCGAUCGAUGCUUCUACCGAGCUCCCGGCGGUCGAUCCCCAGGUCUGGCGAGCCUGCGCUGGCCCCGCCGCCAAGCUCCCUGUCGUGAGAUCCGCUGUCUGCUACUUCCCCCAGGGCCACGCCGAGCAGGCCUCCUCCCCGCCCGACUUCCCCGCCGGGGGCGGCCGGCGCCCUUCGUUCUUCCUCUGCCGAGCGGCCGCCAUCGGUUUCCACGCCGACCCCGACACCGACGAGGUCUUCGCUCGCAUCUUCCUCGACCCCCGCCCGCCACCGCCGCUGCCUCUCUCGCCGGAGCCGCCGUCCUCCUCGGUGGAGGAGCCGGACGAUGGUGAGGCAGCGGCGUUCGCCAAGGUUCUGACGCCGAGCGACGCGAACAAUGGCGGGGGUUUCUCGGUGCCGAGGUUCUGCGCGGACUCGAUAUUUCCACCGCUGGACAUGGCGGCGGAGCCGCCGGUCCAGAACGUGACGAUCCGCGACAUUCAUGGGAAGGUGUGGACAUUCCGGCAUAUCUACCGGGGGACACCUCGCCGGCACUUGCUGACCACCGGGUGGAGCAAGUUCGUCAACGCCAAGAAGCUUGUCGCCGGGGACUCGGUGGUCUUCAUCAAGAACAGGCAUGGCCUUCUCUACGUGGGAAUCCGGCGAGCUUCGCGGUCCUGUGCCGGUGGACCGCACGACUACUUCCGCUACGCCCCCCAGGCUGCUGCUCCUCCUGCGGCGGCGGCGCCGGACUGCAGGUCUGGCAGGUCUGAGAUGAAUAUGGGCACUGGAAAGGGAUUUUCGAGGAAUGCCAGGGGGAGGAUUCCGGCGGAGGCGGUGCUGGAGGCGGUGAGGUUGGCGGAGAUGGGCCGCCCAUUUGAGGUGGUGCACUACCCGAGGGCCUCGGCGGCGGACUUUGUGGUUGGGGUGGAGAAGGUGAAUGCGGCCUUGAGGGUUCCUUGGACUGCCGGGAUGAGAGUCAGGAUGUCAGUAGAGACAGAGGGAUUGUCCAGGACAACGGUGUUCCGUGGAACGGUGUCCGGCACCACUGUCCAGGACCAAGCUCAGUGGCCCCUUUCUCCAUGGCGGAUGCUUCAGGUCACCUGGGAUGAGGCAGAGGUUUCACAACACAUUCAAAGUGUCAAUCCUUGGCAAGUGGAGCUAGAUUCUGCCACUCCUCAGAUGCAAACCCCAAACUCUGACCCAAAGAAACCAAGGCUGUUACAGUAUCCCAAUUUACUUAUGGAUGCAGAGGAACGAAUGUUCUUUCCGAUGACAGGGAUGACUAAUAAAAUGAUGGCGAAUGUAGCACCAUCACUGUUCAGCUACAAUAUGUUUCCUGCUGGCAUGCAGGGAGCCAGGCAUAAUUCGAUCAGUGUAACCAAAUUACCCAGUUUUGCCCCGAGUAAUACUGAUAACUUGCACUUUGAUAAUCAGUGUAGCAAUGGCAUGCACCAGAAAACAGCUGAGGUCCCUAAAGAAUUAAAUGUUGCGAGUAUGCCACAAUCGGAGAGCUCAUCGCCUCCCAGCCAAGGUAGCAUCCAUUUCCAGCACAUGGAGCUUCCUGCGACUGCAGUUUGCAAUCCAAAUAAGGAGAAUAUUAGGCCUCCUUUUCAGUUGUUUGGUCGGAUCAUCCACAUAGAUGAGUCCUCUGAUGCUGAUGCUGAUGCUGAUGCUGAUAAAGGACACCAAGAGACUACGUAUCGAAGAGUUUCGGCUGUGGAAGGAUGCUUUCCAUAAAGUAGAAGAUGUCUGCAUUUGCAACAUGAAUCUUGUACAGAUGUAUUUGAUGAAGAAAGCUUGAAGAUUUAACUUUAGCAUCUGACUCUUGCAGCAGUACUAUUUUGACUCAAGUCACAGGACUGAUUAGUGACAUUUUAACUCCUACCUUGUCUCCUUUAUGUAGUAAUAUUGAAAACUGACAACUUUUUGAACCAUCCAUUCCCGCUAGUAACCAGCCACUCGACAAUUUUCAGCUCUCUUGAAGGUUUGGAGUGGCACCUGGUAUAUUUUUUGUUGUUUCUUUUUUCUUGCUAACGAUCUUUCUCUAAAGUGAUACAAUGUCGUUGCAGUUUCAUGGAUUUUCAGUAGAUCAUUUGUUUUU
Messenger RNA from Elaeis guineensis (African oil palm), 2244 nucleotides. Its product is annotated as auxin response factor 18. Gene Ontology annotation, biological process: regulation of DNA-templated transcription; response to hormone. Gene Ontology annotation, cellular component: nucleus. NCBI's taxonomy places the organism in Eukaryota, Viridiplantae, Streptophyta, Magnoliopsida, Arecales, Arecaceae. The record is from RefSeq and is a predicted model, not a curated record. Gene Ontology annotation, molecular function: DNA binding.